GCCUCGACCUAAUGUCUGCAAAUCAGCAGCGGACAGCGUGCUGGACGAAACCAAUCAGCGCGUUCCAACGAGCAGAUCCUCAGCCAAUCGCGGGCCUCCACGACGGGGAAGAAGUAACGGCUUAUAUAUGGAGAGAGCACAGUUCAUUCAACAUCAUUAAACCGAAGCAAGAAAACCGACUGAAAAAGAGAGAAACACUUUGCUGUAAGGGUAGUUCCAGUUUAGGCAACGUCAAGGCCGUUAACGUAUUGACAAUACUGCGAUUAAGAUUUAUUUACAGAUCUGAGUUCAAACUAGCAACGAUGAAGCUGUUGUGGGUUGUAAUGCUGGUGGCUGGCAGCGUGUUUGCCGAUGACGACGACAAGAGGGAGAGUGUGGGGACUGUGGUUGGAAUCGACCUGGGGACCACCUACUCAUGUGUCGGAGUGUUCAAGAAUGGCCGUGUGGAGAUUAUCGCCAAUGACCAGGGCAACCGUAUCACUCCAUCAUAUGUGGCCUUCACCAGCGAGGGGGAGCGUCUGAUUGGUGAUGCUGCCAAGAACCAGCUGACCUCUAACCCCGAGAACACAGUUUUUGAUGCCAAGAGAUUGAUUGGGCGCUCUUGGGGUGACUCCUCUGUGCAGCAGGACCUCAAGUACUUUCCCUUUAAGGUUACUGAGAAGAAGACAAAGCCUCAUAUUCAGGUUGACAUUGGUGGUGGCUCGAUGAAGACCUUUGCUCCGGAGGAGAUCUCUGCAAUGGUGCUGACUAAGAUGAAGGAGACUGCUGAGGCUUAUCUGGGCAAGAAGGUCACACAUGCUGUGGUCACUGUCCCUGCCUACUUCAAUGAUGCCCAGCGCCAGGCCACUAAGGAUGCUGGAACCAUUGCUGGUCUGAAUGUUAUGAGAAUCAUCAAUGAGCCAACUGCUGCUGCCAUUGCUUAUGGUCUGGACAAGAAAGAUGGCGAGAAGAACAUUCUAGUGUUCGAUCUGGGUGGUGGCACCUUCGAUGUCUCCCUUCUGACCAUUGACAAUGGUGUGUUUGAAGUGGUGGCCACCAACGGUGACACUCAUCUGGGAGGUGAAGACUUCGACCAGCGCGUCAUGGAGCACUUCAUCAAACUGUACAAGAAGAAGACUGGCAAAGAUGUGCGCAAAGACAACCGUGCCGUGCAGAAGCUGCGUCGUGAGGUUGAGAAGGCGAAGAGGGGGCUGUCUGCUCAGCACCAGGCCCGCAUUGAGAUUGAGUCCUUCUUUGAGGGAGAAGACUUCUCUGAGACCCUGACCCGUGCCAAGUUUGAAGAGCUCAACAUGGACCUGUUCCGUUCCACCAUGAAGCCUGUACAGAAGGUGCUGGAGGACUCUGACCUGAAGAAGUCUGACAUUGAUGAGAUUGUCCUGGUUGGAGGCUCCACCCGUAUCCCCAAAAUCCAGCAGCUGGUGAAGGAGUUCUUCAAUGGCAAAGAGCCCUCUAGGGGCAUCAACCCUGAUGAGGCUGUGGCAUAUGGAGCUGCUGUGCAGGCUGGAGUGCUUUCUGGAGAAGAGGACACUGGUGAUCUGGUUCUACUGGAUGUGUGCCCCCUGACCCUUGGUAUUGAGACUGUUGGAGGGGUAAUGACGAAGCUAAUCCCCAGGAACACUGUGGUGCCCACAAAGAAAUCCCAGAUCUUCUCUACAGCUUCUGAUAACCAGCCUACUGUCACCAUUAAGGUUUAUGAAGGUGAGCGUCCUCUGACAAAAGACAACCAUCUGCUGGGCACAUUCGACCUGACUGGCAUCCCUCCUGCUCCUCGUGGUGUACCACAGAUUGAGGUCACCUUUGAGAUUGAUGUCAACGGUAUUCUGCGUGUCACUGCUGAGGACAAAGGCACAGGCAACAAGAAUAAGAUCACAAUCACAAACGACCAGAACCGUCUGACACCUGAGGAUAUCGAGCGCAUGGUGAACGACGCGGAGCGCUUUGCUGACGAAGACAAGAAGCUAAAGGAGAGGAUCGACGCCCGCAACGAGUUGGAGAGCUAUGCCUACUCUCUGAAGAACCAGAUUGGCGACAAGGAGAAGCUAGGGGGCAAGCUGUCAGAUGAUGAUAAGGAAACCAUUGAGAAGGCAGUGGAAGAGAAGAUUGAGUGGAUGGAGUCACACCAGGAAGCUGAGCUGGAAGACUUCCAGGCCAAGAAGAAGGAGCUAGAGGAGGUGGUUCAACCCAUUAUCAGCAAGCUUUAUGGUAGUGCGGGCGGACCCCCACCCGAGGGCGCUGACAGUGAGCAAGAGGAGAAGGAUGAGUUGUAGGCAGGUUUAAAGUCAACUCUUCUGUCACCCCUUGCCUCUCUGGUAGGUGCCUCUAGAUGUAUAUAUUGGACUGAUGGGACUCAAAUAGUGAGAGGAAUGGUUGGGAAGGGGUGGCGAUAACAAGCAACCAUACCGAAUCUUCUGAAAGACUUUAAAAUAAGUUUCAGGUUGUGAGGUGUUUUCUUCGCUGGAAGGUGGAGAUAUUCGUCAGCCCAGAUAUGAGGCUUUCUGCUGCUGUUCUCAGGCAGUCCUGAUUGGGUUCUUUACUGGGGGAGGGACUUAGUGGGGGGUGGGGUGGGGUGGGCAGGUCUUUUGUUUGUGGGUCCAUUGAGUGGGGUGUCAGUGUGAUCAAGAGCUCGUUAUGUUCACAGGCACUGCUAAAAAGUUAUUUAUUGAAUCUGGUCAUUGUACUUCUGGAAAGACAUUGAAAUAAAUGUUUGAUACAAAAUG
Perca fluviatilis (European perch) is the source of this 2717-nucleotide messenger RNA. RefSeq names its product heat shock protein 5 (gene hspa5). Gene Ontology annotation, molecular function: heat shock protein binding; misfolded protein binding; ATP-dependent protein folding chaperone. Lineage: Eukaryota; Metazoa; Chordata; Actinopteri; Perciformes; Percidae. Gene Ontology annotation, cellular component: cytoplasm; endoplasmic reticulum chaperone complex; endoplasmic reticulum lumen. The record is from RefSeq and is a predicted model, not a curated record. The transcript has 9 exons. Gene Ontology annotation, biological process: endoplasmic reticulum unfolded protein response; cellular response to unfolded protein; protein refolding. Bases 12 to 2267 code for a protein of 751 amino acids.